Rosa rugosa (rugosa rose) is the source of this 2057-nucleotide messenger RNA. Its product is annotated as pentatricopeptide repeat-containing protein At2g27800, mitochondrial-like. The transcript has 4 exons. Gene Ontology annotation, molecular function: protein binding. NCBI's taxonomy places the organism in Eukaryota, Viridiplantae, Streptophyta, Magnoliopsida, Rosales, Rosaceae. Bases 285 to 1610 code for a protein of 441 amino acids. The record is from RefSeq and is a predicted model, not a curated record.
UUUGCAGCCUUCUUCUCUGUCUCGCUCUUCCACAGUCCACACACACUGUGUACUACAAGAAAAGUACCCUUUUACGGCACAUUAUAUUUACGGGUCGACAGCUACAUAUGUUCCUCCUGAAUCAGUUGAUCCGAGGAUCCUCUCAUCUUUCAUACCUUCUCCUGAGAAUCCAAGUUUUCUUGCUGAAAAGCCAUACGGUAUACGGACACCUACCAAAUUAGCAAGUUCAAUAGUACAGAAUUCGGUGUUUCUCACCUUUUGGUAAUUGCUCAGUUAUCGGUAAUAUGAUUUCUCUUCGUGGACAUUGCUGCAGAAAUAGUUGCACGCUCAAAAACCUCAAUAGCAAGCACUUUUGUGAAAACCCUUUUCAUCAAUACUUGUCCAACCUGAAGAGCAUGGAUGCUCAUUCAUAUAGUUUGAAUCCCAUUAAUAGUACUCUGAGGCCAAUACACUAUUUGACUCAACCCCACUUUGAUAUAGUACCCAAAGUUGCUUCCAGUGGAUUUCUUGGUAUAUACGAGCGAUUUUCAUUGCAUAAGUUUUACUCAUCACCAUCUCGAUCUUUUAGAAGGAGAGAAAAUAAAAGAUUAGAAUCCAGUAGAAAACCAACCCUUAAUGAAGCCCAAUUUCAAUGGUCUGUAUCCCAGUUGUUGCCUAGAUUUACACCUGAAGAACUGUGCGAUGUUAUAACUAAGCAAGAUGAUCCUCUUGUGUGUUUAGAGUUGUUCAAUUGGGCAUCGCAACAGUCGCGGUUCAAACAUGAUGUUAAAAGCUAUCACAUUACAAUAAAGAAACUUGGUGUAGCUAAGAUGUACGAAGAAAUGGAUGACAUUGUCAACCAAGUGCUUGCUAUCUCUCACAUGGGUUCUGAGGCGCUUUUCAAUUCCAUUAUCUACUUUUUCACAGAAGCUCGGAAGUUGACUAGAGCUGUCAAUAUAUUUAAACACAUGAAGAAUAGUAGAAACAUGGACUAUAGGCCUUCUGUUAGGACAUACAAUAUUCUGUUUACUGCCUUUUUGAGUAGGGGAUGUAAUACCUACAUAAAUCACAUGUAUAUGGAAACCAUAAGAUGUCUGUUUAGGCAAAUGGUGAAUGAUGGGAUUGAACCCGAUAUUUAUACUUUGAAUUCAAUGAUUAAGGGGUAUGUUCUUUCCCUUCAUGCGAAUGAUGCACUUAGAGUAUUCCAUCAGAUGGGUGUGGUCUAUAACUGCCUGCCAAACACAUUUUCCUAUGAUUAUCUCAUCCAUGGAUUAUGUGCUCAAGGCCGAACAACCAAUGCUAAGCAGUUGUGCAACGAAAUGAAGACUAAAGGGUUUAUCCCGAGUAGUAAAUCCUACAACUCGCUUGUGAAUGCUUUGGCUCUUUGUGGAGAGAUUGAGGAGGCAGUGAAGUAUUUGUGGGAGAUGAUUGAGAAGCGAAGGUCAACUGAAUUCAUUACUUAUAAGACAGUACUUGAUGAAAUGUGCAGACAAGGACGGGUUGGACAAGCAAUGAAGUUGCUAAAAGAAUUUCAAAAGAAAGACAUUCUGAGUGGGCAUGCUUACAGGAAGCUCCGAUAUGUGCUUGAAGAUGACUAUGGAGAUUCUGUCUCCCAUACUCGAUUGAGAUAAACAGAGUCUAAAAAUCACACAGUUUUUUAUAGCUGAAGUUAGCCAAUGCAUCAUUAGAUAUAGUUUGAUGAUCACAGAAAGGGUUGCGAUUUGGUUGAAAAUCAUUCUUAGGCAAUAAUACAGCUUAGCCCACCAAAACACAAUGCUGUUAACAAAUCAGCACAGCUCUUGCUGCCAAGCAUGUAUUCAGCCGCCCCUCUUCCACUGGCACAUGCUCAUGUGGCAUCAUCAUCAGGUGUUUUAGGAGCACCACCAGACCUCUGUUCGACUCCAUGGACUCACCGGUCAGUGUACCCAACAUUCAAUCUGGGAGAAGGCGAAAAAUGAUGCAAUGAAGAAGGUGGCAUGUGUGGCUGAGCUUCUGGUCGAAGCAGUGAAUGGUGGGGUGAAGGAGUUGUUUAUAAACGAGAAGCGAAUUGAGCUUGAAAUCCAAGCAUUGGUUGCCAC